CCAACAGUCAGCAGCAGCAGCACAGAAGAGCAGCGGCGUCGAGACGGCUCGGUGCGGUGUGACAGCGCGUUAUCUUUUACAUGAUUAAAACACUACACGGGGAGGAAUACACAGACGGAUCGAUAGAAACAUAUCUUAGAUACCUUGUCCGUCAUGGAGUCCUAUGACAUUUUAGCUAACCAGCCCGUUGUGAUUGAUAAUGGUUCGGGGGUCAUCAAAGCCGGUUUUGCAGGUGACCAGAUCCCCAAAUACUGCUUCCCUAACUAUGUGGGGCGUCCCAAGCAUGUGCGCGUGAUGGCAGGAGCCCUGGAGGGAGACCUCUUCAUCGGACCCAAGGCAGAGGAGCACAGGGGCUUGUUGUCGGUGCGGUAUCCCAUGGAGCAUGGGAUCGUGAAGGACUGGAACGACAUGGAGAGGAUCUGGCAGUAUGUCUAUUCCAAGGAGCAGCUGCAGACUUUCUCCGAGGAGCAUCCUGUCCUGCUGACCGAAGCUCCUCUCAACCCCAGCAAGAACAGGGAGAAGGCUGCAGAGGUUUUCUUUGAGACCUUCAACGUUCCUGCUCUCUUCAUCUCCAUGCAGGCUGUCCUCAGCUUGUACGCCACAGGUCGCACCACCGGUGUGGUGUUGGAUUCGGGGGAUGGGGUGACCCACGUCGUGCCCAUCUACGAGGGCUUUGCCAUCCCACACUCCAUCAUGCGCGUGGACAUCGCUGGAAGAGACGUCUCGCGGUACCUCCGUCUGCUGCUGCGCAAGGAAGGCUACAACUUCAACACCUCCGCAGAGUUCGAGGUCGUUCGCACCGUCAAAGAGAGAGCCUGUUAUCUGUCCCUCAACCCGCAAAAGGACGAGACUUUAGAGACGGAGAAGGCUCAGUAUGUACUGCCUGAUGGAAGCACUUUAAACAUCGGUCCGGCCAGGUUCCGUGCUCCAGAGCUGCUGUUCAGACCCGACCUGAUCGGAGACGAGAGCUCAGGGAUCCACGAGGUCCUAGCGUACGCCAUCCAGAAGUCUGACAUGGACCUCCGACGCACACUGUACUCCACCAUAGUAUUGUGUGGAGGUUCCACCUUGAUCAAAGGCUUUGGGGAACGACUACUAACUGAAGUGAAGAAACUCGCACCCAAAGACGUGAAGAUCAAGAUUUCUGCUCCCCAGGAGAGGCUCUACUCCACAUGGAUUGGUGGCUCCAUUCUGGCAUCGUUGGACACCUUUAAAAAGAUGUGGGUGUCGAAGAGAGAAUAUGAAGAAGACAGAGCGCGUGCUAUCCACAGGAAGACCUUCUAGUCGAGUGCCCCCAGAACUGCCCUCAAACCACCCCCAUGACUGUCGGAGCCUCCGGUCCUCCUGCACCUGUCAUCUCUGGGUACCUCUGCAUCAUCCUUUACCCCCCCCCCCCCCCCCCCCCCCCCCCCCCUGCUUCUAAACCUCCUGCUUUACCUCCACCCAGAGAAACACGCACGUUUAUGUGUGUUUCCAUAUUUACCUCCUUUUUCAUUCCCCUCCUUGUCCCCCUGUUCUCCCUGCUGUCGGGUGACGGCCCCCUCCACACCCCCCCAACAUUCACACCCAGAGGUCAGGGUAUCUGAGAGGGUCAGCACUGGACUCUGCAGGCCAUGCUAUACUGUCAUGUAGUCCACUCUGAAGUAUUGGUAUUGCUCUCUUGCCUACAAAGAUCUGCAAGUUGUAGAAUAUCAGGAAAUGUCAAUAAACAUGAAUGUUUUUGUUUUUUUGCUA
Molecule: messenger RNA, 1734 nt
Organism: Cottoperca gobio
Lineage: Eukaryota; Metazoa; Chordata; Actinopteri; Perciformes; Bovichtidae
Gene: actr1b
Product: actin related protein 1B
Exons: 11
Coding region: 154-1284 (376 amino acids)
Source: RefSeq, a predicted model, not a curated record